Molecule: messenger RNA, 5170 nt
Organism: Opisthorchis viverrini
Lineage: Eukaryota; Metazoa; Platyhelminthes; Trematoda; Opisthorchiida; Opisthorchiidae
Exons: 19
Coding region: 41-4744 (1567 amino acids)
Biological process (GO): phosphatidylinositol phosphate biosynthetic process; signal transduction
Cellular component (GO): phosphatidylinositol 3-kinase complex
Molecular function (GO): 1-phosphatidylinositol-3-kinase regulator activity; protein binding
Source: RefSeq, a predicted model, not a curated record
UUCGGGUUCAUAGCCUACAUUGUUGGUCCCAUCGGACAGGAUGGUCAAUUAUUUCUACGUAUACUUAUCUACUCCAGAUUACUUGGACCCACUAUUCCGUGCGAAGGUAGCCGGGUUCGCUGGGUAUUACGUUUUAUUCCUGGAUUUCCAAGGCGCAUCCGAUUCGGUUGACCGGUCUGUUCUUUUUGAAAUGCUUGCCCACCAAGGAAUGCCCCGGAAGUUUGUAAACAUAAUGCGUUCUUUGUAUUCUCAGACUUCCGGACGUGUGAGAGUGUACGGAGAGCUCUCCAAAAGCUUCCGCACACAAAGCGGUGUCCGUCAGGGAUGCCCACUCUCUCCAUUCCUUUUUAACUUUGUGAUCGAUGAAAUAAUGAGACGAACGCUGGAGGGUCUCCAAAACCCUGGUGUUCAAAUAGCCAGUGAAGAAAACCUUGUCGAUCUGGAAUAUGCAGACGACAUCGUUCUCAUGUUCGAAGAUAAGGAAAAGACGCAAGUAUUCUUGGAUGAACUGACCAAAGUCAUCCCGUCCUCUGCACUUAUGGCCGCGGCUGGCUAUUAUGGCGUUUCACUUCUUACCGGGGUCCAGGUCCCCAAGGUUGGGAUUGCUUGCAUCAAAUUCAUUUUAAAAGGAACUGCUGUCGGAGUUGCGCAUGCUACAGGAUCGUAUGUUUCAUCGCGAUUUUCCGGGGACACAAAUCACUGGGGCAACCAUCUGGUUGGCGGUAUUGCUGCUGGCAUAGUUUCUGGCAGUCAUGGGAAACCAGACAAGAAUAAGUUACUCACCAAUGCACACAGUUCUGGCUUCAUGUCUGACUCGGAUCCCGUUGCCGGCCAUUCGGGUGACCCUGAUUUCAAAAGUUCAUUAGCCAUCGAUGCGGAGCAGCCGCCUCCAUCGCUGCCUCCACGUGUACAGCGCUACGGAAGGUCCACACAGCCACAUACAAUCCUCUCUCCGGAAGCUUCCAGCAAAAAUUCUGUGGCAUCUAGCACUGUCUACGUAGAAAGAGCUGGUAGCUCUCCUCAUCGAAUCGGAACAGUGUCUUCUCCCCAACCAUCCAGACCGCAUCGUUUUACCCGUGUCUCUGUCAGUUGUCCGAUAAUUUGUCCGCUCUGCAACGAUUAUGUCAUCACGCCGCGCUGCUCGGCCUGUCAGUGCACGUGUUGCAAAUCUAUCUUCCACGCCAAAUGCUCUCGAUUAGUCGCUGUUCGGGGAGAUCGUGUGCCGUGUCUACGACAAGAUUCUACCUUAUCCCAGAAAUCAACAGAAUCAUCCAGCUCUACCCAGUCUGUGGUUAUAAGUGAUGGCCGCUUUCUACCAGGGGUAGCAAUCUCCACGUUGGAGCAGCCGUUGAUCAACUGGAACGAAAACCAAAUCGCCUAUUGGCUUUCGGUUGUCGGUCUGAGCAGAUUUGUGGUGCUUUUUCUUCGGAACAAGAUCAACGGCAAAACUUUGGUCCAACUGGCUCCCUACUCCUCGCUCCUCGAUCAGGUGACUGAUCCGUUUGCCAGACAGGCACUGCGUCGGGCAAUUUUUGCAAGUUUGAUUUUGCUUAUCUGUUUUUGUGCUGUGCAGGACAUUUUAGUCCUUAAAAACGUUGUUCUUUCUGGCAGCCAACCCUCUCCGGGGGACGAUUCCACGUUGUCGACCGAGGUGGAUGGUACUGGGAAGAAACUCCUGUUGAAACCAGAAAGUCAAGUUCCACAUCACUUGCGUGUUACUUCUUUUUUGCAAGAAGUUGCGUGCGCAAGUUGUACUUUACCACUACUAGAGCGCGAAUUUACUGACCGGAAGGUCCGUGGUUCAAACCCGAGCUCUGCCUCUCGACCUCCCCUGUCCAGGCUUGGGCAAUCUGGCAGUAUCCCAGCCCUCGUGCUUCCCACAGGUGGCAUGGCAGCUAGGCACUUGAGGAGUGUUACAGCUGAACGAUUUCGAUUUUCGUUUAAAAGUUGUGACCCCCUCACUGGCCUCUUUCGUCAGGGUUUGCAAUGCCAGUCAUGCGGAAUGAUCUUCCACAGACUGUGUGCAUCGCUGGAUGAUCUUCCCAACUGUCCUCAACUGCUUCCUUCAACAGAGUCCUCCGAGGAAAUUGGGGAUCUACCAGGUUUAGAGACUUUGGAGUAUAGCCAUCUACCACGAAGAUUACCUCCUUAUUCGAGUUUGUACUUUGGUGUGGCCUUGGAAGACCAGGUAUUGGAUCAAUACUCAGACGUCCCCUUAUUCCUGUUGACGUGUACCAAUGAAAUCGAACGGAUUGCUUCUGAUAGCUUUUUGAUUUCCGAGGAGCGACCUCUUGAUCCGGCCAAUCUGGUUCAUGCAUAUCAACAGACUGCACUGACGAGUACCCUUGUGGAGCUACACCGACAGUUCUCACAUAGUCUUCCAUCAACCGGUGGCUCCAAGUCAGAUGUCGUUCGGCUUACGCAACUUCUCAAGGCUUUUCUUCGUGCUCUACCCGUCUCAGUUAUACCGGAAGAUCAUUAUCGGAAUUUCUGUGGCCUGUCGUCGGUCACCAGUGCUGCCGAACGAACAGAAGCCGUGCACCUGUUCCUCGCCAAACUACCGCAUCUGCACCGCGUGUGUUUGUCGCAUAUAAUGAAACAUUUGGAUUUCGUUUGGUUUCAUCAACGCAAACUCCAGGACUAUUUAGCAACUGAACCCCAAGAACUGAAGAAUGCGACUUCUGGCUCCCGGUUCCAGCACCUCUGCAAACCCAACAGCUGGCUUCUCGUAUUCCGGCAGAUCCUGAUUCGUCCACCUUGGCCGUUAUUGAUCGAUUUCGCUGUUGGUCUAGAAGUUCACUUGCGCGCGCUUCAGGCAGUUUUUUUCACCCUAGCCACAACUCCGAGUGACAUCGCUCCGUUAGGCCCUGCCAUUCUGAAUCUCCCGUUGCCUAAAAAGAGUUUGACGGAAGACAGCGUGGAGAGUAGGUGUGAUGCGGACAAGUUUUCAAGACGGAAUGUAGUCGAAUGUUUCCGUUUUGACAAUGAUUCGCGACUGGCCUGGUCUAAGGAGGAAGUGGGAGGGAUCGAAAAUGUUUUGGCGAGCAACGAUGAUCCCGUUCUAAACCUGUCAUACUGUGCUGCAAUGAUCCUACCGACUAUAUUGGAUGGAAUUUGGCUCUUAAAGGUUCAACUGUGCUCGGAAGGUCAACGGGGGCAUUUCAUUCUUGAAGAUGACCCGGUCUACGUGGUGGAUAAAUUUGUUUACCUAAGUAGUUGUGUAAUUUCCGGUGGACAGCUCGGAGAUGAGAUUACUCUUCGAAUCGAAAAGGCCAUGUGUGCGAAGUUUGAAAGCACUAACAGCCGCCUAUUGUUUCAUUUGAUUGUAGAUGCAGAUAAGCUUGACUAUGGUACAGUUGAAUUCUCUCCUUUGGAACGCUUGAAUACAUCUCAGUUGUCCAGUCCAACCAUUGACACCCCUCCAAGUCCGACCUCACGAGCAGCAAAUGCACGUGAUCUGUCCACGCGGGAAUGGUAUUGGGGUGAUAUAUCUCCGGCUGGUGUGCGCGAAGUGAUGGAUGGAUUUUCGGACGGAUACUUCUUGGUCCGUGAUGCUUCGGCGAAUUCGGUUGGUGCUUUCACCCUGGCUGUUAGGCUCCACGGGGAGAACAAACUUCUUCGUAUUUAUCAUCGCGGCGAUUAUUUCGGCGUCGUGGAUCCCCCGCCACCAAUAUUCCGCCUAGUAUCAGAGCUUAUAGACUACUAUCGAUCUCACAGUAUACGGGUUGAAGAAGACAUUCUUCUACGACCUAUUUCCCACCGACAUUACCGGUUCCCAAGACUGGCUGUGAGUAGUACACCUACAGACCCCGGGUCGGUUUGUUCAGUAUCCGAAUCUGGAGACCGGGGAGUUUUCGCUUGUAAUCUGUCACCGAAUCAGUUGCUUGUGCAGCUAAAUCGUACCAACGCUGAACUGGGUCAGUGCGAGUCCCGAAUCAAGGAACUCUCGGAUAUGGCUGAACAAACGAUGAAAUCAAAAGAUGAAGCUUCACGAUCAAUUAAGGGCUAUCGGAAACUGCAAGAGUGGCUUCAACUGCAACAACAGCGACUUGAGCAACAUUCUAGUCUACCUAGUUUGGAACGCUUCCAUGAGGUACUGCACGAGAAGCUCCUGGAGGCGGAACGUCAGAUCAAGGCCGGAAAUCAGCAGUUUGCAGUCGAAAGUAACCGAUGCCGUGAUAUUCUUAAGGAGCAAGUGCAUACAACGACCCGUCGGAGAAAACUGAAGCGCCAAGCCCAGGAAGUUCACCGGGCACUGAAACAUCAAGGCGUUCCAGAAGAUGUCAUUCUCAAUCACCAAAAUUCCAACGAGGAAACUGGUGGUACUUUGCCAACAAGAUCUUCCCGUUCCUCCUCCUUACUAACACUUUUUUCACGCGAACAGGAUUAUGGGAAUCUUGGCCUAAGCAUUCCAAAAGAGAUUACCAAUUCGUCUGCUUGGUUUCUGCCCAAUGUGACACGGGAGAAGGCAGAACAACUGCUUGCUGAUAAGCCGUCAGGAACGUUCCUCAUUCGCUCCUCCGGAGAUGGAAGCAGUUUGGUAUUAUCCGUUCGCGUGGAUUCCUCCGUUCAGCAUUGCUUGAUACAUUGUGACAACGGUCGCUACGGGUUUGUACGACCUCCUGUACAAUCGUUUGGCAGCCUAGAGGCUCUCGUGUGCCAUUAUCAUGUGUACAGUCUGAAACAACACAACCGCCUAAUGACAACGACCUUACGUUUCCCUGUCAACUCCAACCUACUGUGAUGUUGAGCAAUGUGUGUCUUCCAUAGAGGUGUGUACGUCUUCGUGCACCCCUAGUCUAUCCCGGUUCCCUGUUUUCUAAUUAUCCAGCCUCCGUCGUCCACCUACGGUGAAGUACCUGUUACCCUUCAUCGGUUUCUCACGACUAGUUUUAUUCGUACUGUGUAUUCUACUGACUUACUUUGAUGUAUUUUUGCCUGAGUGCUCAUGACCAUUCUUACCGAUUUGAGCAGCUCACAAUGAAAGUGAGAACAAUAACGACGACAGAAAAUCUGGUGUGCUUUCACUUGGGGCCAGGAUGCAUCUUUCUAUGCAAUGGAUUUUGGCCGCUAACUAUUUUAUUCUGUUUCUAACCGUUCAAUCAUCACACAUAAACACUCGGUUGGCGAUUUGUUUCUCUUUACCUUACCGGUAUUUGUGUUCUACCGA